AUGGCGUCAGAGGCAGAUGUGAUAUUUAACAGGGCGAACGUCGCUCUAGCACGAAGCCAGAGGCUGAUUGCGUCCUGGCUGCCUCCCAAAACUGCCGAAGAAAGUGCCAAUACAAAGUCGGAGGAGGAGCUCCAGCGAGAGGAAGACGAGAUAUUCACAGCAGUCCCGGAGAAACUGGGCCUUGGAGCGCCUAUACCCCAGAAAGAGGCAGAUGGAAGCAUAAAACGAACAGAACUCAGCUCCAAUGACAAGCUAAGGAAGCAGCUUUUGGGCAAGAAUUUCCGAAAGACCGAAGCACCGGGGCCAAAAAAUGCUGGCUCCCGGAUAAAACAGACCGGCUCUACUCCAAACCAAGCGAAUGAGGUGGCUGAGGACAGUGACGAGGAGGACGGGAGGUCGUCAUUGGGUAAAAGCAAACGAAAAGGAAACUCAGAGGAUCAAUCGUCGGCCGUGAAGACGGGUUCCGGCGUGAAGAAGAGAACCGGAAGUUAUCUUGAUGAGGUUCUCUCGCAGAGAAAACCGAAGAAAGGGAGGAGAUGA
Arthroderma uncinatum is the source of this 540-nucleotide messenger RNA. RefSeq lists its product as uncharacterized. The coding region runs from base 1 to 540 and encodes 179 amino acids. The record is from RefSeq and is a predicted model, not a curated record. Lineage: Eukaryota; Fungi; Ascomycota; Eurotiomycetes; Onygenales; Arthrodermataceae. The transcript has 2 exons.